AUGUCGACACGUGGGAAGGAGCGCGCCAUGGCACUUUCUGGCUCAGGUUCGGCCUUGGGCCUGGAGGCGUCGGGGUCUCGCAGCUCCCGUGCGCCCCUGGUGGAGAGGGGCAGUGAGCCCGCCGCUGCCGAGGCCCCGGGGAGCCCGAGGGACCCCUCCUCCUUCACCCCAAGGGACCUGGAGGCGGCCCUGGGCAUGGAAGAUGAGGAGUCCGAGGGGCCCCUGCAGGAGCAGGACCUGGGAGAGGCUCGGGUGCAGCUGGUGCAGGGCCAGCAGGAGUGGAGGGAUGGCUGUGUCUACCGAGGCCAGUUCGGCCUGCAAACCAAGCUGGGCUUUGGCGAGUUCUCCUGGCCCACUGGGGAGAUGUACCAGGGCCAUUUCUACCGUGACCACCUCCAUGGCCUGGGCACCUAUACGUGGCCUGGGGGCACCAGUUUUACCGGCACCUUCUACCUGAGCUGCCGAGAAGGCCUCGGCUCCCUGUCCCUGAAGUCCAGGCUCUUCCAGGGACUGUAUAAGGCCGACCAUCGCUUCGGGCCAGGCGUGGAGACCUACCCUGAUGGCAGCCAGGACGUGGGGCUCUGGGCCCAUGAGCACCUCAUUAAGCUCUGCUUCCAGAUGCCCGGAAGCUUCUCCUUGCUCAGCUUCCCCGAGCUGGCCCACUGCCUCCAAAAUGGCCCGUCCAGGCUCAGUCUCUCAGAAGAAGAGGCAAUGGAGUGGGGCCUGGAUGAGUGCCAGGACCCCUUCUUCUACGAGUACAAGAAGUUCCUCCUGAAUGAUGACCUUGUGCUGCCCCCGGACAUGCCCACCUACUCCACGGACAAUGGCCACUUGCCCAUGACCUAUUCCCUCCGCAAGGACCUGGAGGCCCAGCUCUUUGUGGAUGACAUCCCACCCUUCGUGGAGGAUGGGGAGCCCUGGCUCAUCACAAACGAGACACCCCUGAUGGUCAGAAUCCAGAAGCAGGCAUACAGAUUCAGGAACAAGAAACACUUUACCAACUGGCACCUGGACGCCAUCAUGCAGGGAGACCGCAGCAGCUUCGCGCAUCACGGGCCCAGGGAGCGCCUGUCCAGGGAACUGAUCCUAAAGGCUGAGAGCGGAGACUACGACUGGAUCUACGGGGUCCUGCGGGACAACCUGGUCUCUGCCAACGUGGCUGACACCAAGGGCUACACCGUGCUUGCUGCCGCUGCUGUCUACAGCCACAUUCGGGUCAUCAGCCUCCUGCUGGACAGCGGUGCCGACGUGAACAAGCUCUCAGAUGAGGGCCUCUCGGUCCUCAACAUGUGCUUCCUCCUGCACUACCCCACCGAGACCUUCAAGGUCAACAUCGCCGAGCGGACAGGGCCAGAGCACCAGGAAGUGACUGUGAGAACCCCAGUCCUAUUGAGCACCCCCUUCCUGCCUGCCAAGGACCCCAUGAGACCCCUGGAGCAGGAGGAGCAGGCCCUGUGCCAGGACCAGGAGGAGCCAGCACUGGUGGCGCCGGACUUGGAGGCUGAGUCCGCAGGGCCAGACUUCUUCAGGAUGUCCCGGGAGCCAGGGAGGCCACCCCCCAGGCAAGGCCUGGACGAAGGGCUGGCCAGGGCUGACAAGGGCAGCAGCGAUACCACCUUCGACUCCAACGUCUGUGUCCAGAACUUCUCCAUCGACCUCUCCCCAGAGUUUCUGGAGCGCACGGCCCAGUUCUCUGGCCUGCUCAGGGCCCCGUCCGGGGGCACCCACAACUCCGACAGAGGUGCCCUGCAGAGGACGACGCUGUCCAUGGCCGAGCGUAGAAGGAGGUGGCAGACCAUCCAGCUGCUGCUGCACCGAGGCGCUGACCCCAACCUGUGCCACGUGCCCAUGCAGGUCUUGUUCUUUGCCGUGAAAGCCGCGGACGUGGACGGCGUGAAGCUGCUGCUGGAGAGCGGGGCUCGGACUGACAUCCGAUUCCCCCCGCAGCUGCGGUCACUGACCCCUCUCCACAUCGCGGCCGCCCUGCCUGGCCAGGAAGGCGUCCAGAUAACGGAGCUGCUGCUGCACGCCAUCACUGACGUGGAUGCCCAGGCAGCCGACCAGGACGAGGUGUACGGAGGAGCCCACCAGCAGCUGCCUCCCUCCUCCCUGAAGCUCAACAAUGAGCUGGGCCCCCCCAGCACCUACUACACCCCCUGCCCACCGGCCCCUGAGGGAGGCCGGACGCCGCUGCAUGUGGCCUGUGAGCGUGAGGACGACAGCAAGAGUGUCAGGGACAUAGUCCGACUCCUCCUCUCCCACGGCGCCAACCCCAACAUGCUGUGGAGUGGCCACUCCCCGCUGUCCCUGUGCAUCACCAGCGACAAAGACUUGAUUGUGAGGGAGCUCCUGGCCCAUGGUGCUGACCCUAACCUACCCCUGACCAACGACCUGGGCAAUGCCCUGUGCCUGGCCUGCGACCUGCACUUUGACCACCACCACAGCGUGGACCACAGGCUGACCCUGAUUGACCGGCUCAUCUACCAUGGGGCCAACAUCCUGAGUCCUGUGACGCUGACCCAGGGGGAUAAGGUGGCUGUGGGCACAGCAGUGGACUAUGGCUACUUCAAGUUCUUCCAGGACCGCAAGAUCGCACACUGCGCGUUCCACACGCUGCUGCCGGCUGAGCGGGAGACGUACCUGGCACGGAAGCGGCUGCUCGAGUACUUGGGCUUCCAGCUGCGCCGCGCAGUUCUGGCUGUCGAGAGCCAGUGGGACCUGCAGAAGCUGUCCCUGAGCAAGAGGGCUGAGCUGGCUCCCCCCAACAGGCUGACGAGGAAGAGCCUGGGAGCUCUUAAGUCUGAGGAAAUGGAGGAGGCAGAGGAGAUCCCCUUCUUCAAGUUCUGCUUCCAGUGCGGCCGCUCCGUGGGGGUGCGCCUGACCCCCUGCACGAGAUGCUACGGCAUCCUGACCUGCAGCAAGUUGUGCAGGACCAGGGCCUGGAAUGAGUACCACAAGCGGGACUGCGGUGCCAACAUUGCCCAGAGGAAAAGGCUCAUGACGUUGAACUUCCAGGUCCAGGAGCCCAUCUCCAACAUGUACCAGAGGGUUCGAUACUCCCAACUGCAGUGA
Messenger RNA from Echinops telfairi (small Madagascar hedgehog), 3072 nucleotides. It is a transcript of the gene ANKMY1, whose product is annotated as ankyrin repeat and MYND domain containing 1. Gene Ontology annotation, molecular function: protein binding. The record is from RefSeq and is a predicted model, not a curated record. Bases 1 to 3072 code for a protein of 1023 amino acids. The transcript is spliced from 18 exons. NCBI's taxonomy places the organism in Eukaryota, Metazoa, Chordata, Mammalia, Afrosoricida, Tenrecidae.